Molecule: messenger RNA, 2520 nt
Organism: Trypanosoma grayi
Lineage: Eukaryota; Euglenozoa; Kinetoplastea; Trypanosomatida; Trypanosomatidae
Product: DnaJ chaperone protein
Exons: 1
Coding region: 1-2520 (839 amino acids)
Source: RefSeq, a predicted model, not a curated record
AUGGCACCAAAAUUACAGAAGCGGUGCUCUGAGGCGGCGGCGGCGGUAGCGGCGGUGGAGGGGUCGAGGGCAGACUCUGACCUCACACCGAAGCCAAAGAAGGGGCGCCUUGACCUCACCGGCCUGGUGGCUCCCAAGCAGGCGGAACACACAAUGGAAGAGGUUGAGAAGGCGUUCAGUGAAGCUGUCAAAAAGCACCCGUUCCACGACAAUGCCGACCAUACCAUUGACUUUCAUACUGCCAGUGUCUUCAGGGAUGCCAAGGGAAAAAUUUGCGGUGUGCUUCUGCCGGGGGCACUGCCGUCAUUUGCCGCUGCCAUGGCAGCUGACGUUCUGCGCCCAGCAGCAACGAAGACGUCCCUGCGGUCAAACAUGUUUGGGGGGCAGGCACCCCUCAGUGGCAUUGCAGGGUACUUUGACUAUCGUGGCUCCCCUGUGGAGCUGAAGUGCCGCAAGACUUCCUUUACACAUGAGCACGUACAGCUGUGGCCUGGCGUCUUUCCUAUGAUUGAGUACGUUAGUGCCAUCUACAAGGCUGUCUUGCCGGAGCACUGGGCCGCACAGGAUGCCGCGGUACCUGACGUUGUUCGCAUUCAUGGGUCACCCUUUUCCACUCUUACCAUUAACCAGCGGUUUCGAACUGCCUCGCACACCGAUGCCGGUGAUUUUGACAUGGGCUACGGUGUGCUGGCCGUACUGGAGGGCAAUUUUAAGGGCCUUUCCCUCGCACUUGACGACUUUGGUGUGUGCUUCCGCAUGCAGCCACGGGAUGUCCUACUCUUCAAUACACAUUUUUUCCAUUCCAAUACAGAGCCUGAGGUCAAUCACCCCAAGGAUGAUUGGGAUCGGCUGACAUGUGUGUUCUACUACAGGGCGGCACUGGGGGAAGCAUCCUGCGUCACAGAGUACAAGCGACGACUCGUGCGCGCGAGAGAGAUUGGUGCCGUGCCUCCACCCGUAGUAGAUGCUAUUGUUCAGAAAGACAAUGGUGACAACUUCAAUAAACCCGCGCCAACUUUCCCGCCGCAGCUUACACCCUUUGGGGGUGCAGCAGGUGUGCUAUCCUUGCAUAGCUGUGUCACAAAACUACAGCGGCUCCAUGAAUUGCUACUCGAGAAACCAGAAUUUGGAGUGGUUUUGUUUGGUGAACCUCUCCGGACGGAUGAUGGUCUACUCCCACGUGGAAAGGAGCAACUUAUCCCUGUUCACUUGCCAGUUGUCGUGAAAGCGCCGCCUUCCGGUGGAUUUACAGAGGCGAGCGACGUCCUUAAGGCUGCUGAAGAACGGCAGUAUUUCUUUGAGGAAGAGAACUUGGCGAACGAGCUCGGGCCGGAACUUGUGGGUAUGUGGAGUAAGAGCCGUGCUCUUUGGCUGCAGCUUGUGAAGGAAGACUGGGAACGGCUGCUGCGGAACAACCCAGAGCGCACAAGGUUCAACUGGAACAACACUUCCGCGAUGAAUGCAGCCUUCUUUGAUCUAUGUGAGGUGGCCAAACAAAUGAUGCUAGGGAUCCUGGACAACGAGAACCCGUCUAAAGCUGAAGAGCAAUCCUUCUGGAUGCUGUUCGCGGCGCAUCUGAAUACUGCUUGCGCCACUGAGAUCGGCAUGCCACGCGAUGCCAUGGGCAUGCGUAAACUAAACGUCAAGUUAAAAGACUUCCACUUUGGGGGGACACGGUAUUUGAAGGACAUGCCACCGGAAGAACAGCAGCGACGUUUGGAGAGAAAACGGCAGAUCGAGGAGGCCCGCCGUCGGGGUUGUGUGUCUCGUGUGGCGCACACAAGCGGGUGGCUGCAGAAUGACGCGUUCGACUACCAGCACGAAGAUCGCGAAGUUGACUUUGAGAAAAACGGUUGGGUGCGGCCGGAAGAAAAUGCGCAGCGCCUGAGUCUCGCGCCGUGUGCAAACGGAGUGACGGCAGCAGCCGACCCAACGGAGCGUAUCCACCUUCUUGUUGUCUUGCCGCGUCGCGCAGCAUCAGGACAGGGGGCGAACAGAAACGUCCCCACUACGAUGUCGGACGAAGCGGCGCGACUGUUGAAGAACCCUGCGGCGCAGCGUCUGUUGGCAGGCCCCUGCCGCAAUGGCGCCGUCACAUCGCCUCUCUCAUUCGGUUGUGUGACAAUCACAUUUGUGUUCGAUGGUGACGAUGUCAGUGAUGUGGAUGCCGACUUUGUCAUUCUCCAGCACGUACUUGCCGCCAUGGAAUCUGACGAGGAGGCAGAAGCUCGCAUUAGUUUCUGGGCUUCGCUCGCGAAGCACUGUGUGUUCAUCAUAGAGGCCGACACUAUGGAUCGGCAUCACUAUCUCCUGCGCGAGGAGGUACGUGUCGCGUACGAAGACGUCGCAGCGGCGUGUUUUACCACACUGCACGCUGCGGCGUACUGCACGGACUCUGUGCAUGUUAGAAGGACUCCAUCCCUACUCGCCCUUACCAAAAGCAAAGGUGUUGAGUUCCGUUAUAAAUUUAUUGGAUCCCCCCUAAAUACCGUGGCCCUUCUUGUGCGCGGUAGCAGUUAA